GCAGAGAGGUCGGCUCCUCCGCGUGUGCUGAGUGUCGGAACGUGUGCGACCGUCGGGAUGCUCAAGGUCCUGCAGGUGUGCGUCCGCCGCCACCUGUGGAGGAGUGCGUGUUCUUCUGCCGCGGGAGCGCAGAGGGGCUCUGGGGCCGCGGGGGGUCGCGGUCUGAGCCGGCCCGGGGUCCGGACCUGCACCGUAGACCCGAACCUGGAGGAGCAGUUCGUGUUUCUGGACUGCACAGAUGCAGAUGAGGACUCCGGUCAGGAGGAGAAAGAGCUCCUCCGUCAGCUGAGCGCCACCACCUCCUCCUCCUCCUCCUCCGCUGCUGCGCCCGGAUCAUUGGUUGAUACUCAGUUGUCCCCUCAGAAACACCUGAGGUCUCUGGAGCAUCAGCUGCAGCUGUUGAGGCAUGGCGUCCUGAAGGAGCCGCAGGCAAAGCUGGACUCCCUGAUCCAGUUCCAUGAUGUGGACUUCCCGUUGGACGAGAGCAUCGUGGCUGCAAAGAAGAAAAAGAAGGCGGCUGUGGGGAAAGGCGAGCACAAGAUCUUCGGCACCCCUGACGUGGACGAGCCGGUCAGCGACACGUGCUGCUCAGGCUGCGGCGCCGUGCUGCACUGCACCGCCGCCGCUGUCCCUGGCUACCUGCCCAGUGAGAAGUACAAGGUGCUGGUCCAGGAGGGUCGUCUGAGCGGCGCCACCUGUCAGCGCUGCCACCUGCUCACCCAUCACCACAAGGCCCUGAACCUGCAACUGCCCAAAGACCAGUACCGGGACGUGGUGCGGCAGAUCCGCCCGCACAAGGCUCUGGUGCUGCUCAUCGUCGACCUACUCGACGUGCCGGACUCCAUCAUCCCCGACCUGCCUGAGCUGGUGGGACGCAACAAACACAUCGUUGUCCUUGGCAACAAGAUCGACCUGCUGCCCGGAGACUCGCCGAACUACCUGCAGCGACUCAAGCGGCAGCUCUCUCAGUACUGCAAGGACGCCGGCUUUGGCGAUCAGGUGACCGACGUCCACCUGAUCAGUGCUAAGACUGGGUACGGCAUAGAGGAGCUGAUCUCCAGUCUGCAGCGGUCCUGGAAGUACAAAGGCGAUGUGUACCUGGUGGGCAGCGCCAAUGCCGGGAAGUCGACUCUCUUCAACACGCUGCUGGAGUCCGACUACUGCAAGUCCAGAGCCUCAAACGUCAUCCACAAGGCUACCAUCUCACCGUGGCCAGGGACGACUCUGAACCUGCUGAAGUUCCCCAUCAUCAACCCAACUCCGUACAGGAUGUUCAAGCGUCAGGAGCGACUGAAGGAGGCGUCGCAGCAAAAGGAGAGCGAGUUGUCGCCGGAAGAGCUAAAAAGGCUGCAGUAUUUCAGCAGGCAGGGAUACUUAGUGGGUCGCAUUGGCAGAACGUUCCGGGUUGAAGGAUUCAGACCGAAUGAGAUCCAGUUUGAUCCUGACAGUCUGGCAUUUGGAGAAAACGAAGACGGCGAGGAGACGACGACAGCUGCCAGCAGGUCAACUGAGGAGCUGAGCCACAACGAGCUAAAAGACGCCCACUGGCUGUACGACACGCCGGGAAUCAUGAAGGAGCUUGACAUUCUAAACCUGCUGCAUGAACAGGAAGUGAGGUUGGUGGUUCCCACCCAGGCCAUUGUCUCGCGGACGUUCGUUCUGAAGCCAGGCACGAGUCUGUUUGUGGGAGCUCUGGCCAGGAUUGACUUCCUGCAGGGAGAAAAGUCCUGCUGGUUUUCCGUCGUGGCCUCCGAUCGGGUGCCGGUUCACAUCACUAGCCUGGAAAAAGCCGACAGCAUUUAUGAGAAACAUGGUGGACACGUGCUGCUGGGGGUGCCUAUCGGAGGCUCGGAGCGCAUGAAGGAGUUUCCUGCAUUGGUUCCUCAGGAGUUCAGUUUGGAGGGUCGGGGUUAUCUGGAGGCUGCUGCUGACAUCAAACUGUCAUCUGCAGGCUGGGUGGCUGUGACGGCAGUGGAGGGCGAUCAGCUGCUGUUGAGAGUUCACGGGCCGCAAGCUGCAGGCUUCGGUUUGAGGACGCCGCCGCUGCUUCCUCACGUCAUCUCUCUGAAAGGAGAACGUAUCCGCAAGUCUGCUGCCUACAAACCAAUGAAAGCCGUGGGUCUGCUACACAGCGGACUGUCGGCCACCGAAACCGAGAGGCUGCAGGUGAAGAGGAAGAAGAAGAAGAAGAGCCAAGGGUAGAGGACGUGGAGGAGCAGCUCCUGUCUCACCACCAAGACUCUCUGCAGGUGGUUGUAGCUCCGCUUCUAGAAAAACUGACCUCUGACCUCAGGGAAUGUGAUUCUGGAUCAAUUUGGCUUUGUUGGAGGAUGUGUGUCGUUUUGUUAUAUAAAUAUACAUAUUUCAUACUGUUAUCGUCAAUGGCGUUUGUACAGCUGGGUCUUAAUGUUCUGACAGUGACAGGCUGAAAUUCAGCCGCAAUAAAUAUGAAGUUAUACUAUCAAAAUAAAAUUAAAUUCACACUUUUAAACCAGCGUCCUUCCAAACUGGGCCU
This is a messenger RNA of Pelmatolapia mariae (spotted tilapia), 2515 nucleotides long. It is a transcript of the gene noa1, whose product is annotated as nitric oxide associated 1. The transcript is spliced from 9 exons. Gene Ontology annotation, molecular function: GTP binding. Bases 58 to 2202 code for a protein of 714 amino acids. NCBI's taxonomy places the organism in Eukaryota, Metazoa, Chordata, Actinopteri, Cichliformes, Cichlidae. The record is from RefSeq and is a predicted model, not a curated record.